Molecule: messenger RNA, 2549 nt
Organism: Dacryopinax primogenitus
Lineage: Eukaryota; Fungi; Basidiomycota; Dacrymycetes; Dacrymycetales; Dacrymycetaceae
Exons: 5
Coding region: 1-2505 (834 amino acids)
Biological process (GO): biotin biosynthetic process
Cellular component (GO): mitochondrion
Molecular function (GO): pyridoxal phosphate binding; dethiobiotin synthase activity; S-adenosyl-L-methionine:8-amino-7-oxononanoate transaminase activity
Source: RefSeq, a predicted model, not a curated record
AUGGCACUCCUCUUUCGCAAUCUUCGUGCACAUAUCGUAUUUGGCGCAAAUACAGAUGUGGGAAAGACCAUACUCACUACGCUGUUAUGUCGUGCCGCUGCGCAGCGUACACAGGCCGGGGAUAGGGUACACUACCUCAAGCCUGUCAGUACAGGACCGAUAGAAGAGGCAGACGACGAGCACGUAAAGAGAUUCGCCGGCGGUCACGGGAAUAUAUCCACCGCCUGUCUGUACAGAUAUGACGAUCCCGUGAGCCCGCAUCUCGCAGCCCAGCGAUCGCAUACCAUCCCGACCGACGUCCAACUAGCAGAUUCCAUCCGCAGAGAUCUGACAUCUUUCGCCUCCAACCACACGGGCGAAGCAUGGGCGUUCCUCGAAACCGCCGGGUCUCCCCUCUCCCCUUCCCCCAGCUCUUCUCUCCAAGCCACCGCCCUCCGCCCACUGCGCCUCCCGGUGGUACUCGUCGCUGACCCCCACUUGGGAGGGAUAGGCACCACUCUAAGUGCUUAUGAGAGUCUGGUGAUCAGGGGGUGGAGCAUACUCGGCGUCGUUGGUUGGAAAGAGUCUAAAUGGGGGAACCUGGAGUUCCUUCGCCGCUGGUUCGAGCGUGAGACCGCGAGCGGAGGAGAACAAGUUGGUGUGUGGGAGCUUGAGGCCCCUCCUCCUAGGCUCGAGGACAAAUCAGAAGACGCACGUUCGAUGGAAGGGUACUAUUCUUCCCUCUCUUCCUCUGUGCAACCGCUCCUUUCCUCCCUCGACGAACGACAUCAAUCCCGCCUAUCAGAACUGGACUCCAUGGACGCCCGCACGAGGAACAGUGUCUGGUGGCCGUUUACCCAACACGGUCAAGUCAGAGAAAAAGAAGUGAUGACGAUAGACAGCGCCUCAGGGGACUUUUACUCCGUCUACCGCUCCUCCUCCACGUCACCCCAAACACCGACCGACCCCAGCCUUCUGCAACAAGUAUACGACGGCUCUGCCUCCUGGUGGACCCAGUCCCUGGGUCAUGCUCACCCCUCGCUCGCUCUAGCAGCAGCGAACGCAGCAGCAAGAUACGGCCAUGUGAUCUUCCCUUCUUCAACUCAUGCGCCUGCGCUCGAGCUUGCAGAGCGCCUCUUGCGCGGGGAGGGAGAAGGCUGGGCGGACAGAGUCUUCUGGAGUGAUGAUGGGAGCACGGGGGUCGAAGUGGCGCUCAAGAUGGCAACUCGGGCUGUCCAGCUGCGGAUGCUUCAGGCGGCUUCUAGCACUCCAACAACCAUAGACAACAAGUCGAAGGACUUGGGGAAGGAACUAGGCGUCAUCGGCCUCAAGGGGAGCUAUCAUGGAGAUACGAUCGGGGCGAUGGACGCUUCCGAGCCUAGCGACUACUCGCUCGCCGUGCCCUGGUAUCGCGGACGCGGGUUCUGGUUCUCUCCGCCUGCCGUCUCCCUCCAGCGUUCCUCAGCAGUAAUUACCAUCCCAGCUAUCGAUCCCGAGUCCCCGUCCAAACAGGAGAAGGUAGAGCAUUUCGCCAGCCUGCAAGAGAUAUACGACGUCCCAUCCCGUCUCUCUUCCCCUCUUGCAGGACACUACAGAACGGAGAUCGAGCGCACUCUGCGCCGGUGCGUCGAGCAAGGCCAGAAAUUCGGUGCGCUACUGCUCGAGCCCCUACUUAUGGGCGCAGGGGGGAUGAUCUUCGUCGACCCUCUGUUCCAGCGCGUGCUAGCCGAUGUCGUCCGAUCGGGCUCUUCCUACCUGGGCACUUCCCUUCCCCCCACCUCCGCUUCUUCCAACUCCAACUCCAACUCCAGCGCCGACUCCAGUGCCGAGUACCAACCAUGGACAGGCCUCCCAGUAAUUCACGACUCGGUCUUCGUCGGCCUCUCCCGGCUCGGGUGUUCCCCGCGUCAUAUCCUCCAGUCCAACCCCGACAUAGCCGUCUACGGUAAGAUGCUCACCGGCGGUCUAGUACCAAUGAGCGUCACCCUCUCCUCUUCCUCUAUAUUCUCCGCUUUCCUAGGCGACAAAACUCAGGAUGCGUUACUUCACGGGCACAGUUAUACGGCUCAUCCGGUAGGGUGUAGCGUCGCGAACCGCGCGCUGGUACUGAUGGAGGGGGUGAAACGCAGCCCAGAGUGGGGGGGAGCACAGCGUGCUUGGGGAGAGCAGGAGGGGAAGAGGGGCAUAUGGAGUUUAUGGGAAUUGGAUACCCUCAUGAGGAUAUCGGAACUGCCUUGUGUAGAGCGGACGAUGGCGAUGGGCACUGUAUUAGCCAUAACGCUCCAACUUCCCGGUUCAGGGUACGCCACAGUGGGAGGAAAGAGGUUCCUUGAUUUUCUGAGAGAGAGCUGGGUGGAACCAGGGUUUGACGGUGUCCAUUCGCGAGCGUUGGGCAGGACGGUGUAUUUUAUGUCGAGUUUGAAUACGCCUGGGGAUACGUUGAGGUUCAUAGAGAGGGCAUUGGAGAAGACGCUGGGCGCUUGGGGACCAGUGGUAAAUGGUGAAACUAGAGAAGAGGUAGAAUAAUCGUAGAUGCACUCUCUAGAGGUCGGCUUGGUCUCUAGGAAGAU